GAGAGUGGUUUCAGUCGGCACGCGGCGUCGCGACGCAACCCAACCCGCGUACACCGCGCCGGACGCGCACGAGUGCACUCGCCACCUCUCACGUAGCUUAAUGAGAUCGUCGACUUUUCCUCACACAAAUCGCUUCGGCGAGUGAUUCGUCUCGAUUGUCGGGUAAUCGGAGAUAGCGAGGAGGCUGAAUGCAUCGGCGGAAGUACAGCAUCGCGAUCGUUCAAUUGACGGGUCAACUUUUUUUCAGAAAAGCAAGCGGAUAUGACAAAGUUGGAAGAGCCGUAAAACUGAAGAGUUAAGUGGAGUAAGCGUGGAAUGAGGGUCAAGGACGUACCGUAUCCUGUGUUAAAUCAUUUCCGGUUCCUGUCUGACGAGGCACGAGAUUCAACGCUACGACAUUUCGCAUUUUUUCCACUUGGGAUUAAUUGCUCAAGCUAAGCCCAAGCAAUUCAAGCAGAAAUCUCGGAAAUUUCGCCAAAAAGAUAGAGGGUUCCGGAUUGCCGGACCUGGGAAGUCAUGAUGACACCGCAGGGAAUACAUCGCAACGUGGAAGCCGUCAAACGACGACGUCAAGCCGGCCGUUUAUUCACGAGUUAAGAGCGAGUGAUAUCGCCGUUAAUUGUCUGCGCCUCUGACGCGACGUGGCAGCCUGGAAAACUUCGCAUCAUGACAUCGCACGAAGGUGGAUGCGUCUACGGCGGGGAGAACUUGACCUGAAGAAGGCCGCGUAGACGAGGAAAAGUGCGGACCUCCCUGAGAGAGCGACAAUGUCAGCGUUCGCCACGGACACGCCGCUGCCGUCCACCACCGUUGCCGGCGAACUCACGACCACUCUCAUUCCCACUGUCACCAGGAUAGACACGCGGUUAGACGUGAAUCCUGUCUCAGUGGUCCUGGCGGUCUCCAUAGUGUGCAUCCUGUCACCCAUCACCGUUACCGGCAAUUCCAUCAUUCUGGCCGCCUUCUACAGAUACAAGAGACUCAGGACUGCCUCCAACUGCCUCCUGGUCUCCUUGGCCAUUAGCGAUUUCGGGGUUGGCGUGUUUAUGCCCUUCGGGAUGCAGCUGGAGCUCUCCGGUUUACCGGAGAAUGGCGUCUCCGCCCUUUGCAUCGUGCCGUAUUGCGUCGUAAUCGCGCUUUGCAGCGUAAGCGUGCUGGUAAGCGUGGCUAUUGCGGUGGACCGCUUGACUUCCCUCGCACAGCCGCUCAGAUACAAGAACAUCAUCACUCACAGCAGUAUAGAAAAGUACAUCGCGAUCUUCUGGAUAUACGCGAUCGCCAUCGGUCUCUCGCCCCUCAUCUACGCUCAAGUGACCGGAAGGGUACAGCAAUCGCACAGCGGUAGCUGCAGAUUCGACGCGGCCGUGCUACCGCCGGUCAGAGUGUUCCUGGUCGUGGCAGUUUGGGCACCGAGCGCUUUGGUACUGCUCGGCUGCUAUAUGUACGUUUAUCUCGUCGCACGUGCCCAUGCACGCGCGAUUUACACGGUGGAGUUAUCGUUCAGACAUCAAACGCAGACGUUGGCGCUGCCCCGUUACGGACAGACACUGGCAGUCACGGUCGGCGCGUUUCUCAUCCUUUGGCUGCCCUUCCAAACUUGCAUGCUGGUGGAUAUUUUCUGCGGCACCAACAUCCUGUCGGAAUGGGCGGUGGUGUGGCUGGGCCUGCCGAUCCUCGCGCACAGCAGCGCGAACCCCUGGAUCUACGCGUUCCAUCACGGCGAGAUGCGCGUCGCCGCCGGGAAAAUCGCCGAAGAUCUGAUCGCUCUGUUCGGCGUGAUGCCGAGCCGUUACGGCUGUUCGCCGACGCGACGCGGAACCAACACGAAUCUCGAGCUAGCCGAGGUGAACAACGAUAGCAACGACAGCCGACAUCCGCCCGUGGAGGAUUGCUUCGCCGUUGGUAAGCAACACAACGUUCUUUGCGCCAGUAGAAAGUGCUUGGAGGUGUCAAGCAGGCAUGUCGACAUCUCUCCUGAAAAGAAUGACAUCGACCACAUCGCGUCCUGCAGCAGCCGACCGGUCGACAUAAUCGAGGAGGACAUUCACGAUCUGACGAAGAUGCUCGACCCGAAGUACAUCAUCGAUCGCAACCACGUGAUCGACUCAAAUCAUAACAUCGACAAGAUCAAGAAUCUCAAGUACCUGCUCGACCCGACCUUCAACAAGAUCCGGCAUCUUCGACGACUGAAUCACAAGCGGAUGCACGGCAAAAACUUCCCGCUGAUCUGCGAGCCCAAGUUCAUCUCUUAUCAGAACCUGAAGAGCGACGGGGCGCACGGCAGCCGCAAGUUCCUCCAGCUGAACGCGCUGUCGGACCCGAUGCUGAACACCGACACUCCCGUGGCGGACGCCAAGGACUUCAACGAAGCGAUGCGUCGCAAUAACAUCGUCUGUCAGCAGCGGAAUUCGAAUAUGUCGUCUAUGUCGGACUCCAACUUGAAAGCGGCCACGGCGCACGCUUCCGGGGCAAGCGUGAAGCUCUUCCCGACGAACGAAAGCGGCGCGGAGAGUCAUCGCGGCUUCUCCGUGCAGAAUCUCCAUCACGGAUACGAGGCCGCGCUGGCGAGGCACGCGAUGAUGCUUUGUCGGCAGAUAGAGGAGCAACGGAGGUCCAGCAAGGCCUCGCCGCAUCCGCGACCGAAAUUCCGUCAUUUCGGGCGCAUGAGCCCGAAUCUAAAGCUCAAAUUACGAAGCGGCUUCUCCGCGUCGUCGUCGUCGGCGCCGAACAGCGCCCGGCCGACUUCCGAAUUGAGCACUCCCCGGCGAAGCGCAUCACCGAGCGUGCCGCAUGUCACUAUCACGCCCAACAAAUUGGCGAAUCUCAUUAACCUAGAUCCGCCGCCGAGGAGCGCGCAUAAAGCGGACCAUACUGCCAGAGUCGUGACACAAACUCGUAGAAACUUGGACAUGCUGAAGCACUCCGAGUCGAUCAACACGAUCGAUCCGACGACGCGCCGCGCGACCCUACUUGAGCCUUCCAACUUGAUGGAUUCCCUGAUCGUGCCGACGAUACACUCGGAACCGCCGAGUCCCAUAGAUCCUCUGCCCUCGACCUUACUCCAAAACGAGGAGGCGCAGAGUCUCGGGAUACCAAGACCCGCCGUCCAAGUCGUCACGCAGCGCGUCAAGUCGCCCCUCGGCAAGAAGAGCAGUCCCGUGAGACAUUCGGAUCCGGUGAUACCAACCGUACUGCUCAACAUCGAGGACUUCAGCGAGCCGCUCGAGCGAAACGACGGCCAGACGAACGAUCCUCCAUUCAGCAACACGCCGACGUUGGAGCCGAUCGAUCUGUUCGAAGCGUUGCUGAAGAACUCCGACAGGAGCAAAGACGCGAGAUUACCGGAACCCAUUUUCGCGGAACACGAUUCCACCAGGUUCAGCUCGAGACGACCGUCCGAUUCGAAAUGGUCGGAAUCGUCCAGAAGCCAGGAGGUCCUGUCGAACGUGACGGAGCACCAAACGUUCCCGUCAUCCUACUCGGUCAACGAUUUUCAAACCUGCAACAGCGGCAGCGAUCUCAACGACCUCACGUCCUUGGACCCAUUCAUGUGCCCCGACGCCCUGACAUCGUCCCUACGCGAAUCCUUCUUCAGCGCGCCGUCCGUGCCCGACUCCGACAUCUUCACGUCCUUCGAGGAGACCGAGCCGGUCUUUACGCCCGAUUACACGCCCGAUUCCGAACGCGACAACAACACGUCGGCGUACAACUCGAUGUCGACGAUGAACCUGAAGAGAUGCGUGUUCGAGGCGACUCUACAGAGCAGAUCCACCGAGUCGGUGCAUCAUCGCACCGCCAGGCAGCUGUCGACGCGUUCCUGCGCGAUUCUCAGACUGGAGCCGGCUGUGCACUCGAGCCGAUUGCGCGUUCGACCCUGCACGAAUUACAUCCUGAAGGAUCCACCGGUCAAGAGGAAUCCGCGACUGGCACCCCUCGCCAUCCCCACGCCCACCGACAUCUGCACCCCCACAUUCGACGUCGUGUCGGAGAUCAAGAGCGACAACGGCGUCGGCGUCAGAGUGUGAAUCGUUCGCGGAACAGAAACGGGAAUCCGCAGAUCUCUUUCGUCAUUGUGUACAAAGUAUUUCGUACAAAUGUUCGCAAAUCAUUGAACUUUAUUCUUGGAGGAACUUAACGCGAAUGAAACGGAAGUCAUAAUCGUCGUUCGGUAAUUUACAAUGUUCAAUAUUUAAUAAUUAAGAUUGACAUUAAGUUUCCAUUGAGAUAAUGUGUUCGUUUUCAAUCACUUAAGAUGUACUUAAAACUCUUUGUUUACGCUUCUACACUUCUCCAUACUUUCUUUCUUUAAUAUUCAUAUUCUCAUAUACUCAUAUUCUUAUAUUAAAUAUGAAUUUAACAUUCUCAAUCUCUAAAAUUCAUCGUAUUGCAUUUAAAUUCUUGAAAACAAAACUUGGUGUUCUUGAUUAAAGACGGGUUUAAUUAAGCAGCAUUAUAUAAAAAACGUGGUGCUAUAUAUAUAUAAAAAAAACACGGACAUUAUAUUGUAAUAAAUAAUGGAAGAACCAAUGAAAACAAAACCAGAUAUAUUUAAAGUUGUACUAAUAAUGCGGCGUGUCUUUGAAGAAAUCGUUUAAUAAGAGAAAAUUGUGCGAUUAAUGUUUCUAUGGCUGUUCAAGUUGCUAGACAUAAUUGAUGUAAGAGAGCGGUGCUGAAUUUUUCGCGAUGUUAGAACAGAAUCGCCAUUUUAACGAUAUGAAAUAAUUUAAGCAAGAGAGUGAUUCGUUUGUCGAUUUAUCCGAAUUAAAUCGCGCUCCGCAUAAAUAAUAUUCCGCCUCAAAUGUAAAUUAGUAUUUGUUGUAUCGAGAUAUAAAGGGAAGUUCUCUCUGUGCGGUCCAAGCAUUUUGCCUGUAAUUGCAUCGUACGUGUGAAUACAACCGUGCGAUUGCGUUUAUAUUCUGCGAAUCGAUCCGCGAAUCAGACGGUCAUUCAGAAGUUCUGUGAAUCAGAACCGCGUGCCAAGCGAACUGUAUCAAGUCCCACGUUUCGCAGAUGUCAUCAAGUUAAACUUGUGAGCUGUUAUAGCUUCUGUACCUGAUGAAAGAUGAUAUAUUUGUUCACUGAUAAAGAUCGUAAAUAUAUUGCAAAAUAUUUAUUGGAAUAUUUUUAGCAAAAUGUAGGUUUGCUAAAAUUUAAUGUAACGCGCUGAUAAGAUGAUAUUUUACGUAGCCAGCGAAUCUUACUGAGAAAUGUAUUUUCGCUUUGCCUCCCAUUUUUGCGCGAACUUAUUUUAACAUGAAUAUUUUUAAAAUUAUUUCAACAUUUGUGA
Linepithema humile (Argentine ant) is the source of this 5287-nucleotide messenger RNA. RefSeq lists its product as uncharacterized. The record is from RefSeq and is a predicted model, not a curated record. Lineage: Eukaryota; Metazoa; Arthropoda; Insecta; Hymenoptera; Formicidae. Gene Ontology annotation, molecular function: phosphatidylcholine binding; G protein-coupled receptor activity. Gene Ontology annotation, cellular component: plasma membrane. Gene Ontology annotation, biological process: adenylate cyclase-activating G protein-coupled receptor signaling pathway; regulation of metabolic process.